Messenger RNA from Cuscuta europaea, 2367 nucleotides. NCBI's taxonomy places the organism in Eukaryota, Viridiplantae, Streptophyta, Magnoliopsida, Solanales, Convolvulaceae. The record is from the annotation of a GenBank genome assembly.
CUGGCAUCAAACCCCAUCAAGCGCAUCAUAUACUCCGUAUAAUUUAUAUGUCCAAAGUCUAUUUUCUUCCCAUUCCUCUUCUUCCAAAGUCUGUUCUUCCUUCUUCCUCUUGCGGCUCUUCUUCCGGCAGAGAUUGUUCUUCUUCUCCAGGAUUAUUUUUGGAGUCAUUGAGGCUGAUUCCAGAUCACAUUUCACAAUGGCUAAUGAUGAUGAUGAUUUCACCUUUUGUCAGGUUGUUGUUCAUAAUGACCAAGAGGGCACUGGAGAAGAAAAAGUUGUUCAAGAUGUAAGUGGAAUCAGAAUAAAUGAUGAUCCAUCAAAUCAUGUUGCUUCUAGUGAGAAUACUAGUGCUGUUGGCCAUGAAAAGUCGUGCCAUAAUGCUAACUUAAAGAAACAGGAGACUGGUUGCUCUUUGUCUAUUAACACUAUAGACUCUUCUGAAAAACAAGUGAGUGAAAGUUCCAAUCCUGGAGCAUCAGAAGGCACUGAGACUUCACUUGAGGCUUUACAGAACCGAAUAAAUUAUGCAAGAAAGCCCGCUCCUCGAGCCAAGGUACCCUUUGAGAAAGGGUAUAGCCAGAUGGACUGGCUUAGGCUCACAGCGACGCAUCCUGACCUUGCUGGAACAAGGGGGGAGUCAAAUCGCAGACUCAUAACUAUAAAUGAAGUUAAGCAGCACCAAAGUGAGGGUUCAAUGUGGACUGUUUUGAAAGGCCGUGUCUACAAUAUUUCACCAUACAUGAAAUUUCACCCUGGAGGUGUUGACAUGCUGAUGAAAGCAGUUGGCAAAGAUUGCACAUUCUUGUUCAAUAAAUACCAUGCCUGGGUUAAUGCAGAAUUUUUAUUGGAGAAGUGUCUUGUCGGUAUUUUAGAUGAGAGCCAGUAAAGAUUUUUUGUUUCUGUGCUUUGUGAUUCAAGAAUGAUUAUCUGCAGAAAGUAGAACCAUGUUCAGUAGACAGGCGCUUAAGAACACGUUGGAAUAAAGGCCUUAAAAAUUGUUUGCCUCAUCUGCUGUGGGAAUAACACAUUGGUUGAAAGAUUUCCUAUCUGGUUUUAAGAUACAAGCCCUUACACUGGGAAAUGCUGCUGGCUACUUUUUGGUACUAUCACAAACUAUAGUAAAUCAACAGUUGACCUUGUGGAUGUAUGGUACAACUAUAGCUGCUCUUGGAUCAUUCUAUCAUAACUCAUAAGUAUAUCAUUUCAUGAUUAUUUUGGCUUGAGUUAACUUUUGUAUUGGUGUUAUUUUCGGUGCACUGGUGUACUGCAUUCUUAUCUGUGUCAAGCUAAGGGUUUGAUAAUGUGGUUAAAGGAUAUAAUAGUGCCUGAUAAGAAAUGCAGAUUAGGAAAUGUUUCAAGGACACAAGUUAAAUUUGCAAUAUAUGGAAGUUAUUCUGCAAUGAGGAGGGACUUGGACUUCAUCAAUAACUGGACCACAGAGACCUCCAGAUUUAUCCACCCUAGUAUGGUAGAAGGAGCUGAAGAAUGUUAACCUUGUCCUGAUGCCAAAUGCUAUAAACUGGAAGCUUACGGUCUUGAAGUUUCCCUUUCCUGCAGAUGUAAAUGGGACUUUGAAGGCAUGCUUUCCUGCAUAUGCUUCAACCAUCAUAUCUCCAAGGCAACCGUUACCUGCAUCUCCAACACUGAAGGUGGCACGGACACCCUCAGCACCUCUUCUUGCACACAGCUUCUUGACGCUGCAAAUGUGAGUGCAUACACAGUUCCUUUCUUCACAUGGAUUCUCUGAGAAAUAGAUGCCUCAUGCACAAGCCUAAUAGCAUGGAUGCCGUUCAACGCCAGAAAGUACUUCCCGCCCGAGAUGUACUCCACAGGACCAGAGGUUUCCCACUUUGGUUGAAAACCUAUACAUUUUAAAAAUAUUUAGUGUGUGGCGGGGGGGACUGUAGAUGAGAGAUUACAGUAUGAUACAUUCCUUACCUUCAAGAGUAUCUUCUCUAAGAGCAGAGGCCGUGAAGAGUAAAGAUAAAAGGAGCGCAAGAUAAACCAUCUCUGCCAAGCUAUUGCUGCAGCACCUAAGAUAGAAAGGAUGGGGGAUAGCAGUAGGGCUUCAUUCUAUUUCCACACAUUUAUAAUUCUUUAGGGAGGAGAGAGAUUGAAAGAUUUGGAAGCGGAAGGAAACAAGAACAUAAUGAACCACCCUGGCUCUUCCAUUAUUUUCUUUUUGUUUGUCUACAAAUAGUUCCUUAUUAUUUUAUCUGGAAAACCGACCACCUUUUCUGUAUAAUCCAUUCUGCACCAUUUCUAUCUCAAUCCAUUAUUUACUUGGAACAGCCGGUGAUUGGCUGUUAAUAAUAUAUUAAUAUAUGUGUGUAAAAUAUAUCUUAAUAAAUAAAGUAUAUUAACGAG